CCCACUUUGACACAACAGGAACUGCGCCUUGACUUUUGGCAGCUUCGCAGUCGAACUCUGACUUCCAGUCAACAACUUUAUCCGUCCUUCACCAACCAGGAACGCAUUUUUGAUUGCCGGUAUCGAUUUCUUCAUUUCGGAGCAGUUGGUCGUUGGUCCUCUUUUCACUUCUCUUACCGACUUUUCGCUUCGUUUGUUUUAUAUUCGGCGCCCGUACUUAAUUCCACUACUAGGCGCGGUACCGCGUUUGACAUCUUGACCACCACCACGACCAAAGGCGCGUGGAGAACACCGACAUCAUGACAGAACCCGAGAAUUUCGACGAUGAGCUGUUUGCCGAUCUCUAUAACGACGAUGAUGCGGUACCAGCGCCCAAGCCGGCUGCCGCAGCCCAGCCUGUUCAGUACGCAGCCGUGCAACCGACCAUCGAGACCCGGCAGGAGGACAGCUACGACCCCAAUCAGUACAACGACUACAGUGGUGGAGGUGAAAAUGGCAACAUGAACCAGGACGAUGAAGAAGAAGAGGACGAUGACGAUGACAUCGAUUUCAACCUCGGAAACGGCCCUUCGACCACGCUGGCCCCCCAUGACCAGCAAGACUACAAUGACAGCCAUAAUAAAAACAACAACAACAACAGCAGCAACAGCAGCAGCAACAACAACAACUCUCACCAUGAGGAGAGGCAGUCGUACAGUGCGCCCUCAGCGCCUCCUGCUCAUACCAAAGGCCCCAAUGCCAAAGAAGACGGGUAA
Messenger RNA from Podospora bellae-mahoneyi, 755 nucleotides. RefSeq lists its product as uncharacterized. The coding region runs from base 300 to 755 and encodes 151 amino acids. The record is from RefSeq and is a predicted model, not a curated record. NCBI's taxonomy places the organism in Eukaryota, Fungi, Ascomycota, Sordariomycetes, Sordariales, Podosporaceae. The transcript is spliced from 2 exons.